AUGGGUUCGGUAGGUUACUUUAUGCAUUUACUUAUGACUUCUUAGCUGGUCUAAAUUUGCCAAAAAUGUUAACUCUCUGACCUUUGGAGCCCUUAAUAUACAUUACAAACGAACUUUUAGGAGAAAGCGCCAUUUUGUCCCCGCCUUUACAGUUAAUAAGUGGAUUAACGGUGUCACAGAAUCACCUUGUGUCGUCCCGACGAAUAAUUACGCUCAUAGCUAGUUAUUACAGAAUGAUUACCCGAUGCGGUACUUGCACAUCACGACUGAGGGGCAUAUCGAUCUCCCAAAUAUUAAGUCUUAAUAGUCACCAUCGUCUCUAAGGCGGAGAGGCAGUCGAAGUAGCCCACUUGGAAUCCUGGCCUUUAUAAGCUCUGACAAAAUAUUGAGACUCCGUUCCCAGUCCCUAGGAUGAAUCUGAUUAUGCCUCUAAGCCCGUGAUGAUCUGCGACUCGCUCUCUGCUCCAGAAGAGACGACAAUAUUCGGGCACUAGGUCUUAAGCCGAACUCCUCGUCGCCUCCUGUUAGGUGACACCGGAUUCGGAAUGUCAUAACUGGGCAUUUGGAGCAGAUGACUAAGAAAGUGCCUGCACCAUCUCAUCUGUUGUAUUCGGAUAACCUGGAGUAUCCUCAUGAGAACGCGGGAGGUCCAGGCGCCGCUUCCGUUUCUUAACGGUCUGUGUCGAGACACAUUUUGAGUCGACCUCUCCGUCGACGCCCCAUGGGGGCAACGGCGCCGAACCGACGGCAGAAACACCGAGCACAUGGCACUGACGAGGAACAAAGUGCCCAAACCAUCUUUGUAGUCAUUGUGCACGAUAUCGCAGCGAGGGUGGACUGCCUCAUUCGAUUCAAAGUCCGUGUACUUCGUUGGAUAGAUGGUUCUCAGGCAGCAGCGAUCAAGCACCUUCAGAAUUUGCAACCGUAGAGGAGGACUGACGGGAAGGAUUGGCGGCACUCGCUGAUCUUUGUGGCGAGGAAGAUUUCGCCUCAGGCACAUAGGCUUUUUCUAAGGGUUCUGAAAACCCAGCAAGCAGCAUCGAUUCGGAAGACGAUGUCUUUCCCCCCUCCCCCCCCAUUCGGCAGCAGGCCCGCUCUAAGGUAUUUAAAACUACUAGUUUCAGAUUGAACUCCAAUAUUCCCGAUGGGUGUCUUCGCUCGGUCAGGGAUGCAGUUCGAAAACACUCUGAUCUUUCCAGCGUUUAUGAAUUAAUUGACCGAUUUAGCUUUUUCCUUCUACUGCGAAACCGCAGGUUGUAGGUCACCAAAACUAGGGAUUCGCAGGGAGAUAUUGUAAGCACAGUGGAGAUCAGUUAGCCGGCGUCUGAAUGCAGGUCAAACACCGUGCAGCACCCAGAAAAUCCAGUCAAGGACGUAGUUGGACAGAAUAUAAGCGGCAGGAUGUGACUUUGUCAAACACCAAGUCGAGAAUCGAGCCUUUGGUACAGAUUGUCGAAUACCAGAGUACGUCUUGCUCACGUAAUAGUUUUUUUACCCGCACACGACCAAGUUCCAUUACUCACCCUUCAAGCAGCAUCGAUUGGGGCAAUGAUGUCUUUUGGCAACAGCUUACACCCCCCUCCAGAAGCGACUUGGGAUUAUCUACUUCUUCAGUUUUACAGCCAUUAAUUACGACCGAGGCCUUCUGUUGAGAGGUGCAAUUGGAAAAUGUUCUGGUUAUUGUAGUUUUUGCGGAUUAAUCAGUCGAUUUACCGACCUAAUUCACUUGAGCCUGCAUCCUGUCGGUCAUCGUAAAUUGGUGUCGUCAGCGUAGUGGGGAAUAGCCAUUCAGUUUAACACAUCUGUGAACUUGGACACACAUUUCCGACCUAGAGAAUUGAAUGUGCUCCUGACAACGAAAUCUCUGGCAGAUGAAGACUGUUGAGCGCAUUUAAUAGUGGAGGUUUCCUGCAGUCUAAUUAGUCCCUGGUCUUUGGUAAGGACUGUCGGAUCUUCGGGGACUUAAACUCAUUACGGCGUUUCAAAUAGUCAGUCAACCAGAGUCAGUUUUUGCACUUUUUGCUCUACUUCAGGGAUUUGAGUGGUCCGUUGUGGUUAAAUUUAAUAAUUCACCUCUUUUUGCUUCUAAACAACUCUACCGAAUUCUUUUCUUUUCCCAUGACGCUGAUUUUCACACAGGAAGCUAGUUCACCAUUCGGAACACAUUGUAUUUUUUUGCUUCAGUUAGGGUCGCCAAUGGGCUGUGGGGUAUUUAGUGGGCAAGUUAUCGUACCGGCCUUCGGUCCAUCAUUUCCCGGUAGUCUGCCACUACGUUUUCGUCAAACGAAGGUGUCGGCUUGCUUCGUAGCUGACCCAGCACACACCACCUGCUUAAAGGACGGGCCCGUUUUUACUGCAUAUUCUAAAGGCAGCCAUACUUGCAGACAAAUGAACCAGAUGCGUGCUCGUCACUGGUCCUGUCAGACGGUUGUCAAGACGCCUGUGUUUUAGGAUUUCAUGGGUGACACUGGCCAGUAAAAGGAUAAAAUAACGGUUGCCGAUGAGACGAAUGAACAAUUUCCGCAAUACCCUCAGACAUAAGUCUUAAACUGCUACCUACCCGUCCGCUGGCUAACAAUACCUCUUUGAGUAAGCACCCUAGCGGGUGACAACUUGGCUUGUUCUAUCCUUUUGUCAGCGUUACGACUGGUGUCCAGGCUUGGAUCAACUCAUGUGAUUAACUUCACUCCACACCGUCUUCCAUUCAGAAUUAAACCUCGUUAACUUUUUACCCCAGUAGUGUCUCCCGUAGGAAGCGUUUUCUCCUUAUGGAAAUGGCAUCUGUAUCAGCAAUCAGAUAUUCUUAAGCUUGCUGCUGUUCCUUGAUCCUCAAUGGUUUUUUGUUCGACUAAAGAAGUCUAAGAGGGGGCUUAUUCUGUCUUUUCUAUAGGUGGAACUAUUCAGCAGUUACGAGGCCUUAAGCAUUUCGGAACUCAUUAAAAAGGAGUUGGACGAAAAGAAUAUAGACAAUGCGGACUUCCUGGAUCUUAGAGAAAUCCAUCAUGAUUUUACUCUGCCGGAAUACCUAAAACGUUUAAGUCUUGUGGAAGUUUUGUCAGACAAUGGAGGCAAGCGUUGUUUUUGUCCGGACAAGUCUCUUACGUUGUUUGGUGACAAAGUAGCCGCCAGUCCUACUCUUCAGAUGGUUAUUCAAAGGCAGCCAACCCUUGAUGCAACACCGGUUUGUUUCGACCCCUGCAAACCAUCGGGUCAAUUUUCCGCGGUAACAAUGUAUCGAGGACAGUCUGACUCUUUCGGCCUACAUUUCUGUAUUGCGUACGGUGGAGUUUAUGUCUGCUACGUCCAGGUGGGCUCACCAGCUGCUAAGGCAGGACUGCGUUUUCUCGAUCAAAUCACGCAUAUUGACGGUAAGGCCGUGACGGGCCUCAAGGUAAAAGAGGUCAAAGAACUUCUUAACAAAAAGACUAAAUGCAAAAUAUUGAGGAAAGAUCGGUGA
Molecule: messenger RNA, 3457 nt
Organism: Spirometra erinaceieuropaei
Lineage: Eukaryota; Metazoa; Platyhelminthes; Cestoda; Diphyllobothriidea; Diphyllobothriidae
Source: the annotation of a GenBank genome assembly